ACAUCUUAUGUAGGACAAGAUUAGCAUAUAUAUUGUUAACAUUUACGUAAUGAUAACCUAGGACUGAAUGCUUAUUGAUAAGCAUGGACAGACUGAGUUAACAUUUUUACCGCAUGAAAGCGAAAUAUUCACUUAGACAUUUUGUUUUUAAUGACUGACGUCAGAAAAGUUCAAAGUCUUAAGUAAAGAGAUACCGAGCGUGAAUGCGUAGUGUUUGCGUGAACCAGUUCUAGAGCCGGAAAUGUCUGAGAGACCAGAUGGAGGAUGGGGAUGGAUAAUUGCCAUAGCAAUGCUUUUCACUUGUUUAAUUGUAGACGGAGUGAAAUAUUCGUUUGGUAUAAUGUUUGUAGAACUAGUGGAAACGUUUCAGAAGAGUAAAAGCGAAACAUCGUGGAUUAUGUCUAUCCAAGUUGGAGCAUCGUUGCUAUCAGGUCCAAUCGUAGCUGCUUUGGUAAAUCGAUUUGGAUGUAGACCGAUAGCGUUGGUAGGGACUAUAACAUGUUUUACAGGAUUUUUGGCAAGUGCGUUUGUCCGGACCAUAUAUGUUAUGUAUGUAACAUUUGGAUUUUUGGCAGGGUUGGGUUUUGGAAUGAUGAUUAUACCAGGCAAAGUGUCGCUAGCACGUUAUUUUGAUAAAAGACUGGCUUUUGCCUCUGGGAUUGCAGCUAUGGGAUCUGGCUUUGGAACGCUUAUUUUUAACCCAAUCAGUAAAGUUUUGAUUGAUAAGUACACUUGGCGUGGAACACUUCAUGUUGAAGCCGGCAUUGUACUGAAUGGGUUAGUGUGUGCACUCGUAAUGAUACCACUAAAGAAGACGUCAAAAAAUAUGUAUGCAAAUAAAGAGGCAGUUGAAGAUGGCAAAGAAAUGCAAUCACUUCCAGGGGUUGAUACUUAUCGUGAUAAUCCAAAUCAGAGUUCUGUGGAUGCACAAGAAGUUGGUAACGUAGCCACUAAUACAGUUUCACAAACGUGUCAUAUGGCAGUAAAGUCCUGUAAAGACACAGAAGACCAGAUUAGAAAUAUUGCGAGUCCGGGUGAAAACACUCAUGCCGUAAAGUUAGAAUCCACAAACGACGGAGAUUUUGAUAUUACAGUUCCUUUAAUUACAACUACAAAUGAAAUUAUGAGCAACGUAAUGGUCAGUCGAUUAAGCAUUUCAGAUACAUCUAAUUAUGAAACCAGAUGUACAAAGGUAAAUGACCGGACCACAGUGUAUCCAACAAAUGACGGUCAAAUCUGUCAAAAUAAUACCGAUGAUUUUUUAAAUGGGAUGGACACUAUGAAGAUGUUCAAAGUUAGCAACACAGAAGUACCAGCUAUGGCAGUGAGCAAGGGAGAUAAUAAGUCUACUGAUGACACAAAUAAGACAAGAAACAAAGAAAGUGAAACUUCUGAACCAAAACGUCGGCGAUGGUUAAGUUUAGCACCUUUAAGAAACGCCGGGUUUCUUUGCUUCCUUCUAUCUGGAAUGCUUAUAGAGAUGUCAUUAAACACACCAUUUACUUUUCUGCCUGCUAUGAUGCUUCGUAAAGGAUUUAUGAAACAAGAUGCUGUCUGGAUGCUUUUCAUCACUGGUUUGGUUAGUACUAUAAGCCGCAUUGUUAUUGGUUUCAUUGCUGAUCUACAAUUUGUGAAUCGUGUAAAGUUGUGUAACUCUAUUGGAGUUCUCAACGGAGUUUUUGUCAUGUUGUGUCCUUUCUGUGCCAGUUACGCCUCAUUUGUUGCAUUUUCUGUUCUGUUUGGAUUUUCUUCAGGUAGCCUUAGUUCUCUGCGGCACGUUCUCAUACCAGAUUUAUUCGGCGUUGAAAUGAUUGCAGAUUUAUAUGGAAUCAACAUGUUCUUCAGCGCUUUUGCAGCUUUUGUUGGGUUACCAAAAGCAGGUGCUUUAUUUGACGCAACGAACAGUUAUAUGGUUCCGUUUGUUGUCGCUGGGGCUGAACUGACUGUCAGUGGAAUAUUGCAGUUUCUUGUACCAGUUGUUCAAAGGUGCAGCAAAGUGUCUCUUCAAACUGUUAUAUAAAUAAUUCAAAAUCUUAAGCUAUGCUUCGCAAUACAAUGUAACUGAUAUAUCCUAUACAGUAAAAUGCACGCGAGAGCAAAUAAAGAAUGCUGCUGUUUUGUCUAUGCUCAAAGAAAAUGUUUGUAUCAAUACUUCAUUAAGUAUUCUUAUUAGUAUUGUGCUCUUUUAUAUAACUUAUUACUUGAUCUGUUUAAAGAUAAGACAAUAUACUUUAAUGAGGAGGAAAAUACAUAAACAAAGCAAAUCGUUAUGCUCAAAUAUCACACUACCCGGUAUAUAUAAUAUACAUGUAGUAUAAUGAAAAAAAAUAAAGAAUGAAAAUAGA
Messenger RNA from Mercenaria mercenaria, 2345 nucleotides. RefSeq lists its product as uncharacterized. Gene Ontology annotation, biological process: transmembrane transport; monocarboxylic acid transport. The coding region runs from base 242 to 2020 and encodes 592 amino acids. The record is from RefSeq and is a predicted model, not a curated record. The transcript has 7 exons. Lineage: Eukaryota; Metazoa; Mollusca; Bivalvia; Venerida; Veneridae. Gene Ontology annotation, molecular function: monocarboxylic acid transmembrane transporter activity.